AUGCCGCAUCAACAACUUCUCUUCCCGUUUCUCCCUCUCUAUGCGUCUCUUCGAUGUGGUGAAAGGAAAAAAAAACGUGGAAGGUGUCCGCAUAUUCAUAAGCUCGACGCACCAGUCGCACGCACUCACACAUACCUGUCCUGUGUGUUGCUGUCGCACCUCAUCCCUCAAGAGUGUGCGACUCGCAGAGAUCUUCUCGAGCCUGGGCAUCAUUCUCUCUUUAUGAUUUCUCCGUGCAGCAGCACCGAAACACGUCGGCGCACUGCUGCUAGGGCAGUACAGAGGAAAGCUUGCCAAAUAAUGCUCCGUCUCUCGCUUCGCCAUCUCGCCGCUUCCACUGGUGGCUUCUCGUCUGCCGCGUUUAUCGGCGACGACGGCGGUACUUACAACAGACUUAAGAAUGAGCAGGAGCGACUGAUGCACGAUCAUCAGCAAGAGCGCGCGGAGGUGCAAGAGCAACAGUACCAUCACAGAGGAGGUGGCGCCCAGGACGCCGGCACUUCAGCUUCUGCUUCGAUGUCAUCCUCGUUCUCCUGGGAUGAGACGUGCUCUCCAACUGGCUUUCAUGGCACAAAGGGCAGCAGCAGCAGCAGCGGUGGCAGUAGUGGCAGCGGUACCACCUCCCAUGGUACCGCAGCCGAAGAACCCCUUGAGCGACCGACGAUUGACACCUACCGCGCCAUGACGGACAGUGAGCUCAUCGAGACACUGCGGACCCGCGACGCGCAGAUUCAUCACCUGCGUGCCAUCUACGAGACCUUUCACUACGAAGCAGACAGGCAUCUCCGCAAGAUGAUCUUCGACUACCACGAUAAGACGAUGCAGCUGUCGCAAGUGCACGGGCGCAUGCAGCAGGCCUCGCUGGAGAUCAACCGCGCGGCCCUUUCGAAGAUGCGUGAUCAGCAGGAUAUGAUGACACGUGACAAGCGCAUCAUCUUCACAAUUUGCACGCUGUGGACGCUGAUCUUCUGGGUGUGGGUACGUCGCCACUACGUGAAGCGGCGUGAGCUGGAGCGGGAGCCGCUUGAGGGGCGGGAGUGGGCUCAGAUGAGCCCCUCCAUCACCGGCGCCGGAAGCUACAACGACAACUUUUUUGGCAGCAACAAGCGCAAUGCGCGUUUUAGGGAGACGGCGUGGGAGCGGGAGCUGCGGGAGCGUCGUGAGGCGCAAGACCUCCGAGAGCAGCAGCGCACCCUUCUUCAGAAUCAAACGGAGCUGCAGAAGGCCGUGGCAGCGCAGCGGGCGCAGCAGCAGCCGGAUCGGAGGAGUGACUCUUGA
Leishmania braziliensis MHOM/BR/75/M2904 is the source of this 1278-nucleotide messenger RNA. RefSeq lists its product as hypothetical. NCBI's taxonomy places the organism in Eukaryota, Euglenozoa, Kinetoplastea, Trypanosomatida, Trypanosomatidae. Bases 1 to 1278 code for a protein of 425 amino acids. The record is from RefSeq and is a predicted model, not a curated record. The transcript has a single exon.